This is a messenger RNA of Macrobrachium nipponense, 1668 nucleotides long. Its product is annotated as probable glutamate receptor. Bases 1 to 1668 code for a protein of 555 amino acids. NCBI's taxonomy places the organism in Eukaryota, Metazoa, Arthropoda, Malacostraca, Decapoda, Palaemonidae. The record is from RefSeq and is a predicted model, not a curated record. Gene Ontology annotation, cellular component: membrane. The transcript is spliced from 12 exons. Gene Ontology annotation, molecular function: ligand-gated monoatomic ion channel activity.
AUGAAAUCCUCGAAGCAGUUGCACUUGACAACCAUUUCUAGAGGGUGGAGAGUCAGAUGGAAGAAAAUGAAUAAGAACGGAGGACGCACAAAUGUAGGAAAUGAUCCAUCUGACGUCAUAGAAGAAGUCCUUACUGCGUCAUUCGGCUCCCGUCAGUGUUCACUGGUUCUAGUCACAGACGGAUCUUCGUCAACUGCUUCCAUGGACUCGGUGAUCAAGAAUUUUGGUGUGCAAGGAGGCAUCGGUGGUGUGUUCGAAGUGAUUUGGGACACGGCCGACGAUAACCUCACCAUGGCGGACAACCCCUGGAUGAUUCAGCAAAUGCAAAUGAUCAAGAAAACUUCCCGAUGUCAGACGGUCAUCUUGGUCAGCGAGGAAGGCGAACUUCUGAAAGUACUUCUGCGCCAAAUUCACGAGAAUGAACUCCUGGUUUGGCCAACCAAGCUCAUCGCUGUUACGCAUGCGCAGGUCUCGUUGUUCAGCCCGGUCCGUAAAGAGAUAUUAUCCGUCACAAACAGCGUUUUGGUGACGCUCGAAGGAAAACCCGAGCUGAAAAGGUGCAAACUGCUUUUGCUACCUUCUUGGACGACAAGAGGACUCCAGCUGAAUUCUCAUCUUCCUCUUCUGCCAAAUAAGUUCAUGAAGCUGAUCGAUGGGGGACAACUGAGAGUUGCAUCUGAGAACUAUCCGCCCCACGUGACGCUGGAGGAGAUGCAAGUUAGCGAUGAUAGCGGUGCCAAACGACUCUCCUACACUGGGCCGAUGCUCAUACUGUUCGAUCUCCUCGCAAGUCGAAUUAAUUUCACUUAUUCGCUAGUUCGCCCACCGGAUCGAUCCUGGGGCAUUCGACGUCCUGAUGGCUCCUGGACGGGCAUGGUGGGCAUGAUUCGUCGAAAGGAGGUCGACAUGGCCAUAGGACCCUUCGGAAUCACUUACAUCCGGGCUCAAGUGCUGGACUACACUCGUUCCAUGUUCGUAGACUACGUUCGGGUUCUGGCAAAGAGAGGGAGGUCUGAAGUGGACCCUUGGGGCUUCGCCAUGCCCCUGGCGCCAGUCGUCUGGGGGUCUACGUUUGGCACCUUGGUUGUUUUCUUGGUCGUGUCUGCAGUGAUGUAUUUCACUGCCCUAGAACGCACAGGGAGUUUCGGACAGACGGUUUUACUCUGGGUCAUCCUGACCUUCGUCGUCGUCAGGUGUUACAGCGGGAAUCUCAUGUCGCUGCUGGCCGUGCGAUACAUCUCACAGCCUUUUCAAACGCUAAGACGCGUGGAGCAGGACCCACGAAUUACGAUGGUGUGGGAGGCUGACACAGCUUUCAUUCAGACUUUAAAAAGCGCCCAGUCGGGCAUCUUCCACGACGUCGCCGAAAAAGAAAGCGUAGGAAGAUUCAAGGUCAUCAGCAGCGUGGACUAUUCCUCGACCAUCGAAAACGACGUGAUGAGGGGGGACCAUGUCCUGAUAGUGGAGGACCUCUCCUGCAAGAUGCUCCUGGCUGACCAUUUUACGAAAACCGGAACGUGUGAAUUCUACCUGUCGAAGGAGAUGUUUCUCCCGCUAACUUUUGCUAUGGUCAUGCAGAAACACAGUCCGCUAGGAUUAGCUGUUAAUGAAAGAGAUCCCAGAGACGCGACGCGCAAGAGACCCCAAAGAGAAAACAUAAGAGGCUGA